Sardina pilchardus (European sardine) is the source of this 1108-nucleotide messenger RNA. RefSeq names its product translocase of inner mitochondrial membrane 8 homolog B (yeast) (gene timm8b). The record is from RefSeq and is a predicted model, not a curated record. Lineage: Eukaryota; Metazoa; Chordata; Actinopteri; Clupeiformes; Clupeidae.
CAGUAACACAGGAAGGACCCAGGAAACAUGCGCUGACCGACUUUCAGCUUUUCAGCCCAGCCAUACCUACUUCGAGCCAGCUGGUGGGGAUCCUUCGUCAAAUCGGACUAUUCCAAUAUAUUAAGGAUGGCAGAUUUUAGCUCUGAUUACGGUUUAUCAUCUGCCGGUGGCUCAGAAACGGCACAAAGUGCUGAGCUUCAGCGAAUGAUAGCUAUAGAACAGCAGAAAGCACAAUUUCAAGCCCAGAUGUCUGCUGGGACAAGUGUAUGGACAAACCAAGUUCAAAGCUAGAUUCGCGCACAGACCUGCCUUGAGAGCUGUGUGGAGCGUUUCAUCGAUACUACGCUCACCAUAACGAAUCGCUUCUCGCAAAUGGUACAGAAGGGUGGACAUAUGUGACUUUUCCGAUACCGUUUAGAGACCAUCUCAAGAACUCUUGUACAGAUCCCCACAGUUGAUUUCUCCUGGUCAAUGGAGAUGAGGUGUGAAUAAAGCCGAAUGACACGUCCACAUUAUCCAACACAUCUUUGUGAAGUUGGUCAUCCCCAGUUGAGUUAUUUGGCUCGGAGCAAGACAGCCUGUCCCUCCGUCACCUGUAGAAUGAUUAAUUAGUGAUCACAGAUCACUUAAGCACAGUAUAGUGCCUACACAUGAUUCUGUGCUUGAAUAUCCAGCUCCAAACAUAGCCUAUCCUCGAAAGUAAUUCAAAAGUAUAUAUUUCUGUUUCAAUGCUGAUGAGUCAAUAUUCACCACAAUAUUGAAAGUACAAUAGGCCUAUACUAUUGUUAUCUGUGACCUAAUUGUUUCUUUGUAUGUUUCUGAUUGAACUGUGUGAGCCAGAUGCAUUACAAAUGUUCACAUGUCUGGCCAGAGUAUGUAUCCCAUUGUAGUUUAAGUUUCUUUAAGCCAUUCAGCCUGAGAGAACAUGAACAUUGUAUUCCAUCUCCAGUCUCACUUUGUCUCACCAGAGCUAUUGAAUUGUGUGAAGUGACAGCUUGUCAAGUGAGGUUAUGUACAUCUUUUUCAGAAAAUAGGAGCUCAUUUCAUCGUCAUUUGCCAAUUGCUGUAUGAAUACAAAAAUGAUUAAAUCUACCCAGUUUAUCACCUA